UUGUGUGGUUCGAAACAAACUGAAUGAAAACUUAAGCCCUUUGGCUUGAACAUCAGCAAAGGAUUUCAUUAUUUUCCAGUAUAUGAAGCUUUUUUUAAAUGUUAUUUCGAAAAACUCUUGAAGGAUUUCAACCAUAUAGUUAAUUGCAUUUAAUUCUAAUGACAAAUAUUUGUGAACAAAAUAUUUGGAUAAUUUCUGAGUAGGAAAUCUGCAAGCCUUACAAACAGGAAGACUGAUCAUUCUUCACUGCCUCUUUUUACUGUUUGUGGCGCAGGAGAAAUUGUCACCAACAUCGAGUGCACGAAACUACCAUGAAGAAUUCAACUGAAAUACUGUUUGUUCUACAAGGACUGAAUGACACGAUGUCAAACAAACGCACAUACUUUGUUGUCACUUUUUUCGUUUAUCUUUUUACUAUUUUAGUGAACCUGACUUUGAUCGUGACUAUUAUUUUGGAGAAAACGCUCCAUGAGCCCAUGCUUAUAUUUCUGUGUAACUUGUGUGUAAAUGGGAUAUUUGGUGCCUGUACAUUUUAUCCAAAAAUAUUGGUGGACCUUUCAUCUGAAUUGAGUGUCACUCCGUAUAAAGCUUGUCUAGCUCAAAUAUUUGUAAUAUACACCAGUGUAUAUUGCGAGUUCAAUACGCUAGCAGUGAUGGCUUAUGACAGGUAUAUCGCGAUAUGCAAGCCACUCAAUUACCACUCCAUCAUUACGCCUCAGAAGGUUGUGAAACUGCUGCUUUUCACCUGGCUUUUUUCCAUCUGUGAAUCUGCUAUUGCCGUGGUCCUUGCAGCCAGACUGCCCCUGUGCGGAAACAGAAUUGAAAGGAUUUACUGCAUAGCCUGGGCUGUGUCAAAGCUGUCAUGUGUGGACACCACAAUCAACAACGUAUACGGCUACAUUAUCAUGAUUUUUCACUUUUCACAGGUAUUGCUGAUCUUGAUUUCCUAUGUCAAUAUCAUAAAAGCCUCUGUGCGAUCGGAGGAAGAUCAGAGUAAAUUCAUGCAGACCUGUUUGCCCCAUUUAAUCGCAGUGACCAGCUUCUUGAUCACAUUUCUUUUUGACCGCCUGUACGAUCGCUAUGGUCCCACCACUCGUCUGCACGCACUUCGUAAUAUCAUGUCCCUGGAGUACCUCAUUGUUCCACCGAUCCUGAAUCCCCUCAUCUAUGGCCUGAGACUGAACCAGAUCCGCCGGAGAAUCUUUAGAAUUUGCAGCCAGAAAAUACAUGCUCUAAAGUGAAUAUUGUGUCAAGUUUGCUGUCCAGGCAGGAAAUUAUAGUUUUUUGUUUUUUUUUUAAAUCUAAAUCACACACACACACAAACACACGCACACACACACUUGCGCACACAGAUUUUUGUAUAUUAAAUACACAAUGUGAUCUGAGCUGAUCAAAAAAUAAGAUCUUCUAUUUCGUGCAAGGGUGUUAUUUUUAAUUGUUAAAACAUGCCGACUGCAUUGGUGAUGCAUGCAUGCACAAUACACACCAAUCCGCGUCUCCGGUGGACCCAGUGCCACACAUACAUGUGCAGAUUUUUGUUUUAUUCAUGUGACACAUUUGCCUCCAAGUGGUCACAUUGACUAUA
Molecule: messenger RNA, 1585 nt
Organism: Anguilla rostrata (American eel)
Lineage: Eukaryota; Metazoa; Chordata; Actinopteri; Anguilliformes; Anguillidae
Product: olfactory receptor 1E16-like
Exons: 1
Coding region: 312-1241 (309 amino acids)
Biological process (GO): detection of chemical stimulus involved in sensory perception of smell; G protein-coupled receptor signaling pathway
Cellular component (GO): membrane
Molecular function (GO): odorant binding; G protein-coupled receptor activity; olfactory receptor activity
Source: RefSeq, a predicted model, not a curated record